Molecule: messenger RNA, 510 nt
Organism: Penaeus indicus
Lineage: Eukaryota; Metazoa; Arthropoda; Malacostraca; Decapoda; Penaeidae
Exons: 4
Coding region: 1-510 (169 amino acids)
Source: RefSeq, a predicted model, not a curated record
AUGGCACCAUUUAGCACACUUAGCACCAUUUGGAUCGGAGUCAUUAGAACGAACGGACACCACUGGACCGAGUACAAAAUAAUGCCCGAUGCCUCACUAGUCACCAGCGUUAACUUUACCUUCGAGUGCAAGGCUGUGAAGGACUGCAAGGUGCUCUUUGCGCGUAGGAAUGACCACACUUUGAAGUACCUUGUAUACCUUGGAGCUUAUACCAACACUCGCUCAAUAAUUGACGACAAUGUACGCUAUGUGGUUGAUGUACUAACUCCGGAUAUUGUGAGUGGCGUCGAAUUCCGAAAAUUCUGGAUACACCUCGACGGCAACACCAUCAACGUCGGAGCUGGGAACGACAACUCUCCUGCGAUCAUGUCGUACACGGACCCCAGCACGACCACCCGCUCCUUCAGUCACGUCAGCAUCUCCACCUGCUGCGACGACUACGGCUACUGGAAGAUCCACUCGCACCCUCAGUUCCACGAAUACCCCAACGGCGCCUACACAGUUCCGUGA